AUGUCAUACCGACGGUGCACGCACGGGCGUCCGAACACGAAUUACGGGGUAGAAAGCCCCCCAAAACGCCGGUACCUUCUACCAGGCUUGAUUGGAGUCACACAUUCUCUCGGAGGCCAAGAUGGAGCCAAAAUUGAGCCAGAGAUGGGUCAAAAGGUCAAGGCAGGUGAGGUGGCAGUUACGGACAUAGACGCGAGGAAUGCCGUCGAGAAGUUGGUGACGGAGGGCGUUAUUGACCGACACGUACAGGCUGUGGAUGGCCACGGCGCGUUUGUGGAGGCAAUUAUUUUCCGUGAUUUGCGGUUGUGUGGUACCCGGAAGUGGAUUGGCCGCGGGGGGGGGGGGGGGGGGGCAGGGACAAUGAACGGGAUGUUGGAGAGUUCCGCGGUGGCGGUGGCGGUGGGCGGUGAGGGUCAGGGCCGUGUGGCCACAGGCUCCGCCGCGGUUGAGACUGGGAAUGGCGGCGGCGUUGGCGCUGAGUUGGCGUUGGGCUUGGAGGAGCAAGAUGUAGGUGGGCAAGACAGUGUGUGGCGAUUGGAUUGA
This is a messenger RNA of Phaeodactylum tricornutum CCAP 1055/1, 543 nucleotides long. RefSeq lists its product with no specific name. NCBI's taxonomy places the organism in Eukaryota, Bacillariophyta, Bacillariophyceae, Surirellales, Neidiaceae. The record is from RefSeq and is a predicted model, not a curated record. Bases 1 to 543 code for a protein of 180 amino acids. The transcript has 3 exons.